AUGGCAGAGCGGCCACCAAGCGGCCACACACGAAAUCGCGAUUCGGAUGCUAUAACUGCAAGACACGCAAAAUUAAGGUCAGCAAAAACCAUCAUGAACUUCAAUAUUUAUUCUCAGCUGAUCACAAAAACAAAAGUGUUCAGAAACGAAGCCCGACUGAAAUGCGAGUAUCCCACGCGUGGCGUGCGGAGUGACGAUGAUAAUAACGGGGUCAUCGAAGUCAUUCGUGUUCAACCGAAUCCAACACCCUUCUCGGUUCAGGACAUGGGUUUCUUCCACCAUUAUAUGAUGGUUGCUCAUCCAUACCUCCCAUUCGGUAGUGAUAACGCUUGGGUAGCGUCCAUCCCACUACUUGCCCACCAGCAUGAGUUCGUUAUGCAUGCCAUCCUAGGCCUUGGUGCGUCGCAUCUUUCCGUUAUUCGCCCGAGUAGAGAUCCCAUCACUGCAGCGAACGCAAUUGAACACCGGGGGUUGGCUAUAAAGGGCUUAAACCAGCUUAUGGCAAAACAGGAUCUAGACAGCAAAGAGCUGGAUGCUAUGCUUGCAGCCUGCUAUGCCCUCACCAUGCAGUCAGGCUACAUGUUCGAUGCUCUCAUUGACUUCGUGGUAUUCAUCCGUGGAUGUUCUUUGGUUACGACUAAGAUAAGACAGAAGAAUACUGGCAAAAGCUUGUUCCCAGUUGAAGAGACUGUCGAUCUUGCGAAAUUUCUUCCAAAGGUCAUAGAUCCUGUAAAUGUCGACCCGGCACUGUUGCAGAGUGGGAUUGAAUCAGUACAAUCACUGACGCCUCUCUUGGAGGAUGAAGUCCACCACUACUUCUGGAAAUGUCUACUCAAUACCCUUUUUGCUGCCCAGGAAUCUUCCGAGGACACUUUUCGAAUCUAUGAGAAAAACUAUUCUGCAUGGUACAACCUCAGUGAAGCCCAGUUUUCAAAAUUCAUCUCGGCGGGGAAUACCACGACGCUCAUCCUAUUUGCCCAUCACAUAGCCAUUGAGACCAUGAUGAUUCCAAUGCUUCUAUCCGUUAUCCCUGAACGCGCAAGGGUGCCCGAGGUGACAUUAUACCAGAUUCAAUGGGUAGAUGUCAUCUACAGACAAUUACCUCCUCGUCUUAAGAAAUAUAUCAGGUGGCCAAUUGAGGCUAUCUAUUACUGGGGUACUGAGUAUAAAAUAUUUUCUUUUGAAGUGGGAAGCAGGCUGCAGAAAAAUUUCCUAAAUUAUGCUGAAAAAUAUGAUAACAGAGGGAUAACGCUACCUAUACAUGCGAAAAUACUAAACACACCCGAAUGA
Molecule: messenger RNA, 1290 nt
Organism: Microsporum canis CBS 113480
Lineage: Eukaryota; Fungi; Ascomycota; Eurotiomycetes; Onygenales; Arthrodermataceae
Product: C6 zinc finger domain-containing protein
Exons: 3
Coding region: 1-1290 (429 amino acids)
Biological process (GO): regulation of transcription by RNA polymerase II
Molecular function (GO): DNA-binding transcription activator activity, RNA polymerase II-specific
Source: RefSeq, a predicted model, not a curated record